AAAGCACUUUGCGGAAAUCCAUAUGUUGUACUGUGGUUACCUUCACGCUGGUGGGUAGCAGAGGGGGGAAAGCGAGAAAAAAAUCGAAGCAAAAAAAGAAUUAAGUGAGAGGUCAAAGGAGCUCAUUUGGAUAAAGUUUCUCCUGUGUCCCGACCAGAGGGAGCUCCGGGAGGUGACGGCAAGUCAAAUUCACCGAAAUAAUGGACGAUUCCCAUUUCAACUCAUCAUACUUUUGGUCUCCCGUCCCCACUGUACAAGGACAGAUCGAGAGUGCCAUGUUCCUGAACAAAACCAAGGAGCAACUCGGCGCAGAGAAGCCCAACGCUCCGUCGUUCCCUCAUCCCUCCGCCCCCUCUCCCCACUACCCCACGGCCGUGCUCGCCGUCCCAGGCUCCGUGGUAGCCAAACAGGAAAGCGGAGGCUCGGCUGCCCCGGGAGGAGGAGGAGCGUCUAUGAGUGUCGUCGGGGGACACGUGCACCAGUCGCACACUUCCCAGAACGUCACUGUUGUGCCUGUUCCCUCCACGGGAAUUAUGACGGCUGCGGGCCUGGUCAUCACAACCCCCCAAGGCACGCUGGUCCCGACCGCCUCCACCCAGUCUUUUGUGGCUGGACCUCAUUCCGCCACCACCAUGAUCGUGUCUGCGGUGCACCCCUCCAACACAGACAAGAAGAGCGACAUAGCGUCCCCUCCACCGACGGUCGGAAAGCGAGGCAGGAAGAGCAAACAGGUGAUGAACAGAGCGAACACCGUCCUCCCUCCGGGAAGUGAUGCGAUAAUAUUAGCACACCUGGCAGCCACAGGACAGCAUCAUUCCACCGACCCUUACGACCUCUCCAACGAUGAGGACGACCAUGCCAACAAGGACGGCCCCAAAUCUUACAGGUGUCGGAUGUGCGCAGUGACGUUCUUCAGCAAGUCCGACAUGCAGAUCCACGCCAAGUCGCACACCGAGGCCAAGCCCCACAAGUGCCCCCACUGCUCCAAGUCCUUUGCCAACUCCAGCUACCUGGCUCAGCACAUCCGCAUCCACAGCGGGGCCAAACCCUACAGCUGCACCUACUGCCAGAAAGCGUUCAGGCAGCUCAGCCACCUGCAGCAGCACACACGCAACCACACUGAGGCCAAGCCCCACAAGUGCCCCCACUGCUCCAAGUCCUUUGCCAACUCCAGCUACCUGGCGCAGCACAUCCGCAUCCACAGCGGGGCCAAACCCUACAGCUGCACCUACUGCCAGAAAACAUUCAGGCAGCUCAGCCACCUGCAGCAGCACACACGGAUACACACUGGUGACCGGCCGUACAAGUGUAACCAUCCCGGAUGUGAGAAAGCUUUCACUCAGCUGUCUAAUCUGCAGUCUCACCGUCGGCAGCACAACAAGGACAAGCCAUACAAGUGCCACAACUGCAACCGUGGCUACACGGACGCCGCCAGCCUGGAGGUGCACCUGUCCACGCACACCGUCAAACACGCCAAGCUCUUCUCCUGCGGCCUCUGCAACCGCUCCUAUACCUCGGAGACGUACCUCAUGAAGCACAUGAGGAAGCACAACCCCGACACGCAGACGGCAGCGGCCCAGCUGGGCUCAGUGGGCGGCGGCCGGGGGGGCCGGGGCCGCGGCAGAGGGCGAGGUGGGGGAGCUCGAGGGGGCCCGCUCCAAGGACAGGCCAACCCGAACAACCAGAACCCCGGCCCCCCCGGCAGCUACCAGCAGGCGGCGGAGGCGGUGAUCCCGUGUCCCUUUGACCUCCACCAGUACAAGACAGUGGCCGCCAGCGAGAUCCAGUACAAGCCCGUCACGGUGGCCGACCUUCCCGUGACCCACAAAGACCUCUGCCUCACCGUCUCCACGUCCGCCAUCCAAGUGGAACACAUGAACUCGUAGGCUGCACCUUCCCAACGCGUGUGAGGUUAAGACCGAUUACGUCUGUGUAAAAAAAGAUAGUAUUUAAAAUGUAGUCUGGAAUAUUCUCCUCCUGGAGUACAAGCGCUGACUUCCAACACACUCCAAGAAGGGCCCGGUCACGUGCAAAGACACGGGUUCAGCGCUUUCAAGUCGUCCUUGGAAGAAGCUUUAAUGCAGAGCGCCGCCUCAACAUCCUGAUCCUGCUCGAGGACCACGUUUCUCCUUCCUGCAGAGACAGGAAGUGGUUUCUAAUCCAACAUGAGGGCGCAGACUUUUUCCCCACGAGAAAGAGCAGGGGCUUUGUCCACAGGAGCACGGAUAUUUUAGGAAGGCGUUUAUUUAUCAUUUAUUCGGGCUUGUUGUCCAUAUGCAAACACUGCUUAUUGGCUCUAAAAAGUUUCCAAAACUGCGGCUCUAGUGUUUGUAUAUGGACGGGUAAAACGGAGCGCUUUGUCUUGUGGUUGUAAGAAGUCCACAACAUUAUCUUUUGUUUUUUAACCUUAUUUAACAACAAAAGUUAUUGACUUCGAUUUACACUCCACUCAAAGAUAACGUCAUUGUACACUGAAUAUAUCACCAUAAAAUUAGGGAUGUUCCGAUCAGGGUUUAUGCUGCGCAUUCCCAUACCAAGCUGCCGCUACAGAUACAUUUUUCAACUGAUUUAUACAGUUGGCCGGGGCCGCCUUCAGACAAUUCCAAGUGAAUCUGGGAAAUAGGUCAUUUUUAAUUGAUUAAUUAAUUUAUUAUGAUUUUUUGCCUUAAUUUUUGCACUUUUGACACAAACCUGAAUUUCAUUUGAUGCGUGUUUUGGAGUAAUAUGAAUACAUGGCAAAUAAAUUGUUAAUUUAUUUUUUAGAAUAAAUCAGAAUAAGAUAAUACACAACUUCAUUAUAAGUACACAUAAUUAGAUUAUAACUACAAGACAUAAUAAAUAAUCACAGCAAAAUUGUUCAUUGAUACUUGAAAAAGUUAGUACGUACCUCAUGAACGUGAUAUCCAUUUUCCCAUGGGACAAAAACAAGCUCCAAACUAACCCUGUUUGCUUUAAAAAUGAAAUGUCACGGUGGGCAAAUGUCACAUUUAGCGUCCCAAUGACCAGACGGGUUGGAUAACGCAAGCUAGCUAGCUGCUUGAGUGGAAAAUUGCUAGAUGGUGAUCGAUGACCAAUUGAUCGAAGCAUUCAUUCAUUUUCUACCGCUUAUCCUCACAAGGGCCGCGGGGGAUGCUGGAGCCUAUCCCAGCUGUAUUAGGGCGAGAGGCGGGGUACACCCUGGACUGGUGGCCAGCCAAUCACAGGGCACAUAUAGACAAACAACCAUUCACACUCACAUUCAUACCUAUGGACAAUUUGGAGUGGCCAGUUAUCUUGGCAUGUUUUUGGAAUGUGGGAGGAAACCGGAGUACCCGGAGAAAACCCACGCAUGCACGGGGAGCACAUGAGAUGACCAAGGGUGGGAUUGAACUCGGGUUUCCUAGCUGUGAGGUCUGCGCGCUAACCACUCGUCCACCGUGCAGCCCUGAUCGGCGCAUCCCUACAUUAAAAAAUUCGAUUUUUUUCUACAAAAAAACACCAGGGUGGGGAAACUACCUUUUUAAAAAAUAUCCGUAUUGGUGUGGACACGGCCUUAAUCCUGCUCUGAGCAGGUACAAAGACCACCAGGCGAUGACGGCGGAGGAUGAGGAGGAGAAUCACAGACUAUUUGACCCCUCACACGGCAAAGGCUGGAGCUGGGACAGUCAAAGUAUUGAAAGCGAGCGCUCGAUGUGUCGGGUGGGGCGGUAAACUAAGCACUUGAUGAAGCUUGUACUUCACCUUCUAUGUUUGUCAUCUGUACUUUUUUAAUAUACCACAUGUACGUAUUUUUCUACCAACAGAGUGUGAGGAAUCGAGCUGGUGUGUGAAUGGGAGAGAGAGAGAGAGAGAGAGAGAGAACUGCCUUUCUGCCCCCCACCCCUUUUUUUUUGGUUACUAACAAAGCGUUAAUGAUCCUCCAAUGAGCAACUCCGGGCCCCCUAUGGAGCAUUGACAGCCAGUUGCUGGAGGAAUAAUGAUUGUAUGAUAAAAUGGCUGACAGGUACUGUUAUUAAUCUUUUUCAUACAUAUUAUUACUUCUUUCAUUUCAACUGCAUUGCAAAUGUUACCCUCCUAGUUAUCGCUCUUUAAAGGCAUUAUUAUGUGGCAGUAUGCUGUACAUAAAAUAGUUUCUGAAAAAGGGAAGCAUGUCUUCAGAAAAGCAUUUUUUUUUUAAAAAAAGCCUCCACCUGAAAAAGUACUUCAAAGGAGCAUAACCAAAAAGUCAGACGAUAGGGGAAAAUAUCGUUAUUUUUAAGUGGUAUUAGUGAUAUUCACUCAAAUGAUGGACUGAAAUCAUCAGCAAUGAUUGAUAUUCAAGGAAAAGUGCACAUUUUUGGGGAUAAUUUUGCCCAUCAUCCACAAUCCUUAGGUGAGACAUGAACACACUAUACGUUCUAAAGAUAUCAAAACAGGUAAAAAGGCAGCCAGUAAUGGGCGUAGUGGAAUGCACAUAUUCAUUCUAUAAAAAAAACCCUCUCAAAAUACAUAAUGUGACCUGCAUAUUAACCAAGCUACAGCAACAUUAAUAUUGUUAUUAUCAUUGUUACACCCAAGAACUACAUUAUCGAUGUAGUGACAUCUUGCCGUACCACACCGGCUAGCGACUAGCGACUAGCUUCCCCACACAGUCACUCCUAAUGCCUCAGUCCGUUAGUGAAAGGAAAUGCUACUCUACAUAUUGACGUGUUUUGUUUUUGAGUUUGGAAGAGCUAACUUUAGAUGUAGCGUUCCUUUCCAUGUUGCAUUAAUGCACCCAGGAAGGAAGUUCCACUAUUGCUUAAAAUUACCAAAAUACAUUUUUAAGUAUUACAUUUUAUCGUGAAUGUGCCUGUUAAUAUAAGCUCACAGCACGGAUAUAAAACCAAAAAAACGUUGUUGGAGGUUUCUUGGAGGGCAUUAUAGUUGAAAUAAGUGUAUCCAAUGGCAUGCAUUUAGCUCCCUCAUGCUAACUGUUUUUCUUCUUUAAAUCCACAGAAAAGAGAAAGAAGUGUUUAAGUCUCUCAUAAGGAUUUGGAUUCCAUAUCAAAUUCCCCCCAAAGUGCACUCUUCCUUAAAAUGUAAAUACAACUCUGUUGCCCCAGGACGCUUUUAGUCCACAAGCUGUGUCGACUCAUGUGGAAGGCUGUUGUGUGUUUUCCUCCAUGUAUCCAUUAUGUCUUGUUAGGGAAUAUUAUUCAUCUCAGACUAGCCAAACCAUGAAUGAGCAGUGCUACUCUGUUGCAUACUCCACGCUCACCUGAUCAGACUGUUUGUUCCUUACGGAGAAUAAAGUUGGCAAACAGGUUUUGUAUGAAAAACUGCAAGCUUUACUUUCUUGUUAUUGUGCUCCUUUUGAGUAGGAUUACCCUCAGAAGUGUGUUGAUUUUGCAGAUAAUUCUCGGAAAAAAAGAAGGGCCUGUAUUUAGCCAUUUUUGUCCCGUUCCGGCUGCUCCCGUUUAGUUUCCUUAAAUUCCAUUUAAAAACAAGUAAUUUCUCCGAUUAAAAUUGUACUGUAGUGAUGUGUGGAUCGAUACUGAAACAUCGAUACUUUCGAUACUAGCUCUCCAUGCACUCAAAUGGGUUGUCAAAUCAAUAUAUCUGAAGUCAUUUUGUGUCAUGUUUGUCUCUCUGAGACGUUUGCUGAAACGAAGACCGAUCGUAAACAGAGUCACGUGUGAAGCUUUUA
Doryrhamphus excisus (bluestripe pipefish) is the source of this 5647-nucleotide messenger RNA. It is a transcript of the gene znf384a, whose product is annotated as zinc finger protein 384 a. Gene Ontology annotation, cellular component: PcG protein complex; chromatin; nucleus. The record is from RefSeq and is a predicted model, not a curated record. Gene Ontology annotation, biological process: regulation of transcription by RNA polymerase II. Gene Ontology annotation, molecular function: RNA polymerase II cis-regulatory region sequence-specific DNA binding; DNA-binding transcription factor activity, RNA polymerase II-specific. NCBI's taxonomy places the organism in Eukaryota, Metazoa, Chordata, Actinopteri, Syngnathiformes, Syngnathidae.